GAGGCCUGGAAAACGCUCGAACAAUAAGAUCUUCAAGUCAGAUUUUACUGCUCCUUAUAAAAAAGUGAGAACUCUGAGGAGUGCAGUGUCGAUUAGAAUCAAAAGGAAUGGAAUUUGUUGAUGAAAUUUGCUGCCAAUUUCAAGGAACAUCAGAAAUAAUUUUGAAGAGUUUUUUACAAUUGAAUUUGUUAUUGCGUCGUGUAUAGAGAUUGUCCGAGAUUGUCAGAAAAAAGAAAAAAAAACAGGGGACGCAGCUGAAGCCGGUCUUCCAAGAGAACAGCACGACCUGUUGGUCGAAAUGUUAAAGAAUUAGGUUUGAAUCCAACGUUAAAACUAACAAUAAGACAAGCGACUUGUUUCAUGUUAAAAGAUAUUUGUCUUUCUCAACAGCGUAAUGAAAAAAAACUUGUUCUGGUGACGAGAAUGUGGAAUCCAGAAUAAAGGCUUUUUCAUUGCUCCUAAAGUACGCCCCUGCGAAACAUGCGGCGUACAUUGAAAGCGGUAUUUAUCAGGGGUGCAGCGUUUACAAGGCGUUUAUGGCCUGGCAACCCGCCAUGAUUUCGUUUUCGAUUUCAACAUUGGUCUAAAGCUGACUACAUAAUAAUGGAAUUCACAAAAAAUCCUUAUUCAUUUAAUCUAUUUCUGUUUGAGAUAAAAUGUAUAUUCAUUAAGAAAUUAGGCUAUAGUUAGCUAAGAGCACAAUUUUGUGUUGUAGGUUAUAAUAAAAGAAGGACCCUACUUUGACAAUGUGAAAUUCCCUUUUUCCUAAACGUGGGUUUUUGUUGUAUACUUGCUAGCUAUUACUAGACUAUCAAGGCUAUCAUUAUAUACGAAGCUUUAGGAUUUUUUUUUUGUACUGGUCAAAUAUAAGCAAAAGAAAUUAAAGUCUUUAGUGCUAUUCUUGGUGCUAAAUUAGCUUUAAAAAACUUGAUUUCCAUGAGAAACAAAAUUAUUCAGAUAAUUUGAAAUUGUGAGUAGCUACAAAAACCUUUUUUUUAGAAUGGAUUGCAUAUGUUUACAAAAUUCUGCAUAUGCACGCGCAUCCAGACAGGCAAGAAAAGAAAGAAAGCACUGGAAUUGUUUUUUUCCUGAUUGUUAUCUUCUCUGUUUAAGAGCAGACUUCACCAAUUUUAGCGUCAUUCUUUAUUUUCACUCAAUAUCUUAGAUCAUUGUGGUCUGUUGUUUAUACUUUUUCCUUGGGUGUUCCAUCGUUUUGAUGCAAAAUCAAAACAUUAUAUUACAAAGCAACUCUUCCAUUAAAAACAAAUUAAACGGUUAUUUCUAGCAUAUACUUUCCUUACAAACAAACACUGGAUGAUUGAGGUCUGACUGGCUUGAAACUUACAGAGAAGUAUUUCACUUCUAAAAAGUAAAAAUUAUUCCUGCAAAAAAAAUUGUUAGACACAAAGUCAAAACGUACAAAACUGUUCAUUUCCAGGUUCAUUUUGCAAGUGAAUUUACUGUCAAAUUUUGAAUGAGAUAGUUUUUUAAUUUUUUGGCAAAGAUAUAAACACUCCAGACUCAAUUGAAUUUGUCUGUACAACCACUCUAUUAUUUGUACCACAUUAGUAUUAUAAUAUGAAAUAAAGGUGGGCCUUUCUAGAGAUAGUAUUAUCAGAAAUAAGCCUUUUUUUUCCAAUGUGCUAAAAAAGAUUUUUAUUCAUAUACAAUUUUCAACAAAAGAAAACUGAACAAGUUUUUAAAAAACUCAGAAUUAUGAUGCGUAGAGUAUAAAAACAUAAAUCUUUUUUGCACAAAUCUGUUCCAAUUUUUAUUCCAAAUUAUAAAAAAAUAUAUAAUGUAUUUAAAACUAUGUGGUGAAAUGUUAAAGAAUGUAUGUAUGAUACAAACUUGAUAGAAAUAUACAGCUAUGAGCAUGUUAGCGUAUUUUUUAACGGUGUAAAGUGUCUACAAAAAAGCAUAAGAAGUGGGAAGGUGAUGGUUUGCUGAUUACGAGAGGCAAAAGUGUUGUUUUAAAAGAUAUGGAGGGAAAAGAAAUAGCCAAAGGGUCAGGAUAUAAAACGUCAGACCUCACUGAACUUGAUGAUGGUAGCACAUUAAUAGUGUGUGGAAAAGAAAUAGAAGUACAGGGAAAAGUCGAUAAAGCUGAUUACCAAUCUGAAAAAUGUUUUUCUGAAGUAGGCGACAGGACAGCGGACUCACAUUUCAAAGUGCAACGAAGAUUUAAAGGAGAAAUCAAACCUUUCACACCGCAUCAACAAAGUUUUACAGCAAAGAAAAAAGCUGUUGCAAAACCUAGACAUGAUCCGAGCAAAGUUGGUGCAUUAGUUAUGCCUCGCCCACCAUUACAAAGUCAGUGCAAUGUGGUAGAUGUUGUUGUCGAUCCUUUUAUUUCAUAUUACCUACGCCCACAUCAGAGAGAAGGUGUCACAUUCCUGUACACUUGUGUGAUGGGCUUCAAAAAUACUAUUGGCCAUGGUGCCCUUUUAGCAGACGAGAUGGGGCUAGGAAAAACGUUGCAAUGCAUAGCUCUUGUAUGGACGCUGCUAAAACAAGGGCCCUACAAUGGAGUUCCUGUAGUUAAGAAAAUCGUCAUUGUAACUCCAGGAAGUUUAGUCAAGAACUGGUGUAAGGAAUUUAUCAAAUGGUUAGGCAGCGAGCGAAUCUUACCAUUCGCAGUUGAUAGUAGCAACAGAGUAGAUGAAUUUCUGCUGCGUCCCAAAUCUCCUGUCCUAAUUAUCAGUUAUGAAAUGUUUCUGCGUUGUAUAGACGAUAUUCGCAAAAUAAAAUUUGAUAUGAUCAUAUGCGACGAAGCUCAUAGAUUGAAAAACGCUGCUGUUAAAACGGCUACAGCUGUAUCAAGUUUAGCAGUAACGAAAAGGGUUUUGUUGACUGGCACUCCUAUACAAAACAACUUACAAGAAUUUUAUGCACUCGCUGAGAUGGCAAAUCCAGGAAUUUUAGGCUUACUAGCUGCAUUUAAGAAGGUUUUCGCAGAGCCAAUCGCGACCAGUCAACAACCACAUUGUAGUAGUGCUGAAAAAGAACUGGGUACAAGCAGAGCUGAAGAGCUCAGUCGAUUGACAAGUACCUUUUGUUUGCGCAGAACGGCAGAAAUCAAUAAAGCCUACCUACCACCUAAAGUUGAAUACGCCAUUUUUAUCCAAAUGACUGACGUACAGCUCAGAUUAUAUCAACAUCUUCUCAGAUCGAGGCUGGUUCGUGCUUGUCUGCUGAAUACCAGGAAUACAUCCAAACACUUAGUUUGCAUCAGUGCACUAAAGAAACUUUGCAACCAUCCAAAACUAUUGUUUAACUGUGCAAAAAAACAUUGCAGUGUGGAAGAACACUCGAUAUACGACAACCUUUUGCCCUUAUUUCCUGAAGAUUAUUCAUCAUCUAUACACAGUCAUCAUUCUGCAAAGUUUAAUGUGCUGAGUCAGCUGUUGGAAAGAUUUAUAUCACAGAAGGAGAAAGUUGUCAUUGUCUCGAAUUCAACGAAGAUGCUAGACAUUCUUCAAGAAUUUUGCAAUUAUUCGUCGUGUAACCACAUAAGACUGGACGGACAAACCCAGGUUAAGUCAAGACAAGAUCUUGUUGAUCGGUUUAACGAUAAAAAGAGUGAUGUUGAUGUUUUUCUCCUCAGCUCAAAAGCAGGUGGUAUUGGUUUAAAUUUGACAGGCGCAUCGAAGCUCGUUUUGUACGAUAUCGACUGGAAUCCAGCCAACGAUAUACAGGCUAUGGCUCGAGUAUGGCGCGAUGGUCAAAAACGUCAAGUGGAUAUUUAUAGAUUUUUACUCACAGGUACGAUUGAAGAAAAAAUGUAUCAAAGACAAGUCAUAAAACAAGGCUUAAGUUGCGCAGUGGUGGAUUCAUUGUUAAGCGAAACGGUGGAGUUUUCGAAAGAAAAUUUAAGGGAUCUGUUUACCUUUAAACCAUCUGCUACAUGUUGUACUCACGAACUGCUGGAAUGUGAUUGUACCAGUAAUCCUAAUGAUGAAAGAACAGAGGCAUCUAUGAAUUCUGAUACAACUUCACAUCAACGUCAAACGAAAAACAUGUCAAUGGCCGAACUGAUGCGAUGGGAACACAUACACGAUAUUACAAGUGACGAAACAAUCGAUGAGGGAUUGAAAAGUUGUGAAAACAUUUCGUUUAUCUUCAGAAAUAAAAGCUCAUGUUAAAUUAAAAACAAUGGAUAGUCAUGCUGACAAUUGGUUAUUAUAAAAUUUUAUAUAUAUAUAAUUUAUAUUUUUAAAUAUACAGUGGACUCUCCAUAACUCGAAACCCUUUAACUCGAAUCUCUUUAAUAAUAAUCUCUGCGCGGACCUCCCGCUGAGUUAGAAAAUCGUGCUACGGAAACACGAAUAUCAAAUGCGAUAUAUUUUUUCCACUUUGUCGCCACGGGUAAAUUUAAAGGACGGGCAAACCCGUGAAUUUUUCCACGGGCAACGACUAGUGAAAGCAUAUUAGGCUAUUUUCGCUCUUCAUAACUCGAACAAUCUGAAAAUUGAAGAAUUUCAGAGUUUUUUUCUGAUUCGAAUAUUUUCUACGUGUGUUCGGCCCCUUAGAUCAUUCGAACGAUAAGUCAUUCGAACGCGCCGAAUGUCAAGUGGUGUGUUUACAAAUAUUCUUGUUUUAAAGUUCUCAUUCUCAUGAAUAAAAUGGCGUCUGUGGUACUUAGCAAAAUUUCCAAACUCUCCAUUACUCGAACCGCUCCAUAAGUCGAACGAUUUCUGAUUUCCCGUGAGAGUUCGAGUUAUAGAGAGUCCACUGUAUUUUUUAUGUGAAUAUGUAUAAGUAGAAAAACAGCGCAUAUGAGUAAUAUCGCCAUCAUGUGUCUUGUAUUGCCGUUAGAUCUAACAUGUUAUAACUUACAAAUAUUUUAUAUAUAGUCACACAAACUAAAGCAGGCACAGUUUUCGAGAAGUAGUGUAUUCUGAGUAUAUGUUUAUAUUCUGUGGCGUAAUAAAAAACAGUUAUUCUGAGGUAACUCUAAUGAAUUGUCAGUUUGAAUAUUCGUUUAUUGAUUCUACGAUAUUACAACAACACUGCGAGAAAUUUUAAAUUAAUCGCUUAUUUGGCAAGUCAAUCGUAUUGUGGAAAGCAAGUGUGACCAUUACAAGGACAAAAUUGCCAAAAAGACGAUCAGAAUGGAUACCAAAAAAGUUGAUGUUUUAGGUGAACGUUUUUACUACUGGUUUCAUUGCAGUUCUGUUGUUGUGGUUGUUGCUGAGUGUACGUGUUGAGACCAGACGUGCUCUCUUCUGCUAAACCACUUGUUUUGUUGUAGCGUGGUGAAAUAGUUUCGUGUUCCGACGGUGCUGUCUUGGCAGCACUUUGUUG
This is a messenger RNA of Hydractinia symbiolongicarpus, 5307 nucleotides long. RefSeq names its product DNA repair and recombination protein RAD54B-like. The record is from RefSeq and is a predicted model, not a curated record. The coding region runs from base 1983 to 4145 and encodes 720 amino acids. Lineage: Eukaryota; Metazoa; Cnidaria; Hydrozoa; Anthoathecata; Hydractiniidae. Gene Ontology annotation, molecular function: ATP-dependent chromatin remodeler activity; DNA translocase activity; ATP binding. Gene Ontology annotation, cellular component: nucleus. Gene Ontology annotation, biological process: reciprocal meiotic recombination; double-strand break repair via homologous recombination. The transcript has 25 exons.